GAGAUGGGAUCAGUUCUCGAAAGAAUGGGUUGUUCUCUCUGCAUGCACCCAGUCUCCUCUGCUCUGUCAGCUAUGUCAUGACACAGGCCACCCUGAUGCCAACCAUAUGCCUUUGGACUUCCAGUCACCAGAAUCAUUCCAGAGGGGUGACUACCACAUCGACGUCUGCAUCAACGACUACCUGGAUGUUUUCUGCCCUCACUAUGAGGACUCUGUCCCAGAAGAUAAGACUGAGCGCUAUGUCCUCUACAUGGUGAACUUUGACGGCUACAGUGCCUGCGACCACACUUCCAAGGGCUUCAAGAGAUGGGAAUGUAACCGGCCCCACUCUCCAAACGGACCCCUGAAGUUCUCUGAAAAGUUCCAGCUCUUCACGCCCUUUUCCCUGGGAUUUGAAUUCAGGCCAGGCCGGGAAUAUUUCUACAUCUCGUCCGCCAUCCCAGAUAACGGAAGAAGGUCCUGUCUAAAGCUCAAAGUCUUUGUGAGACCGACAAAUAGCUGUAUGAAAACUAUAGGUGUUCAUGAUCGUGUUUUCGAUGUUAACGACAAAGUAGAAAAUUCAUUAGAACCAGCAGAUGACACCGUCCAUGAGUCAGCCGAGCCGUCCCGCGGCGAGAACGCGGCACAGACGCCCAGGAUACCCAGCCGCCUCUUGGCCAUCCUGCUGUUCCUCCUGGCCAUGAUUUUGACAUUAUAGCACAGCCUCCUCCCGUCACCUGUCACAGAACACAUCAGGGUCUUGGAACACCAGAGAUCCACUUAACUGCUCAUCCUAAGAAGGGACUUGUGAUUGGUUUGGGCGAUGUCAGAUUUUUUUUGUUUUCUUUCUUUCAGCCUGAAUUUUCAGCAACAACUCGGGGCUGGGAGGGCGAAACGAUUCGUGGUUGCCGCCUCGCCCCGCCCCACCCCUCCCCAGCCCUUUUCCUUGGCUUCUCUCACCCCUUCCAAAUUAAAUGGACUCCAGACGAAAAUGCCAACUUGUCGUGGUGACGCCAGUGGUUCGCCAGCUCCUGUGCGCUCUCCUCUAAGAGCUCACCUGCCUUAGCGCACUGUCAGCGGGACAGGAACGAGGGAGAGUGGCAGAUGCGCAGUGCUGGCCCGGGAGCUUUCCCUCCCUGUACAAUAUUUAUGCCUCUCAUUCAGGACUGUAAGAUGACCGUGCAGGGCAUCAUGUCACCGUGUCAGGCCCAGAGGGGAGGUAUUAAGAAUAGAUAUAAUAUUACACCAUUUCCUCUAGGAGCAGAUAAAUGAACAGGCUUCUAAAAGGUUGAGACACUGGGGUUUUUUUUCAUAUGACUGUCUUAAAGCAUUCUUGACAGCGAAACUUGUGCUCUGAACAAGAAGCCUUUUUUUCCAGGAGCGGGUUGGGCACAGGGAUGCUAGCACAGAACCAGUGCGGAAACGGGACACCGUGCGGUGGGUGGGGGUGCGUAUGUGUGAGUGCCUCUAAUUUUUUUGGUAACUGGGCAGUGCACACCAGAUUUUUUUUUCUCCCUUUUUAAUACAAAUCACCAUGGUGCUACAACUGUUUUUUGGUUUUGUUUUUGUGUUUAGAAACUCCAAGAGGCAUUUUUAUGAAUAAAGUGACCUUCCCCGAGGCUGGCAAGCCAGGGUUGAUGAGUGCAUAGCCGAAUAGCUUUGGUUGCUCCGCUGGGGGACCGUAUGUACCAAGGACAGGAGCUCAGUGGCCAGAGGAGAUGUGACUUGGCUUAGCUGGAGCGCCAGUGUGCCGUGGCCUUUCCCGACCCCCACCCCGUGCCCACGUUCUGCUCCACACUCCACGACGUAGACCCCGGUCGCCAGGAGAGUCAGUCAGCACUGCUUGGGAGGGCUAAAGGGAACUGUCGAAGGAAAAUUCCAAAGUGUGGAGUAGAAGAGAUUCGAGCAUUGAUUUUAUAUCCCUUCCCUUUCUGACACAGCCUAAAGUGUAGGGGAACAUGUGUUUAUCUGUGGGAGAUGAACCAGAUGGAGUCCCAAAGACUUUAACAAAAUAUUUUUUUAAAAAUCCACUAGAAUAGAAAAUACAUUAUUUAGAUAUACUUUAUGCUGAGAGUGAGUAUAUAUGCUUGUCCUAUUUAAACUUGUGAGAAAAAGUGGUACCCCUUGAUACGUUUAGGGACGCGGGGCUAUCUUGUUUUAUUGUGGGGGCGGGGCAGAGUCAGAGCAGGACGACCCUGUGCAAGAACCUUAGCUGGCCUAGAGGGGGCAUGUCCGCGUGGUCACCAGGAGGAGCAAGCCUUGAGGUUUCUACUGGCGGGGCUGUCGUCAGCUUAAACUCCAAAGCCGAGCAGGGGGGGACGUGUCAGACCCAUGGGAAAGCAACCCAGCCUUCUGUGUUGUUCUACAGCAUGGCCGCAGAAACCAUGCCUUUGCGAAUACAAUGACUACGUAGGCAGAUAAAUGCGAUGAUCAUGUACAAUGUGAACAAUUGAAAGCAUUCCAACAAAAUAUGGAUUUUUUUAUAUAUUUGUUUUUUAAGAUGUAUAUGUUUAAAAAAAAAAAAAAAAGAGAAGAGGGGUCGAUUGUGGACAGACUUCAUGAAUGGGAAGUAGCUUGGAAUUUUGAGUCGCUCUGAGUUGAAAAACUGUGUGACCGGACGGCAGUGCAAACGUCCUGCACCUACACGUGUUGAAAUGUGAUCUGGGCUGACCUGAUCCGGGUGGAGUGGAUGUGACUGGUGGAGGCUGUUCUCACUCAGAACCACGCGAGUGGGGUCGCCCCCCUCGCAGACACGAUCCAUCCUACUCCCCUCAACGUCGGGAACCACCCUCUGAGAAAGCAGCCACCAUUUCACUGAAACAAAAGUUCAUCGCAUUCGAUUCCUUUUUCCUUUAACUAUUUAUAUGCUCAGUACUCUCAAUAAUAUCCCAGAAAUACUUCUUCUUACUAGUUACAGGCUUGUUGGUCCAGUGGGAUUGGGGUAGGGGGAAAAAAGGUACCUCCUAAAAUGGAUCAAUAGUAAAAACCAAAAUAAUACUGCAUGUUCUAUAACCACAAGGAAAUCAGAUGAUCCUAAUGAGUCCAGUUAGUUGUAACUACAUUAGCAGUGCUAAUUUCACUUUAGAAAUGGUGACUUCUGUGGUUUAUCUAGCAUUCGUCUCUAACAAAUGAUGAAAUAAUGACUCAUGGCCCUCUCUGCCAUUGUCUUUCAUUUUUUCACAGUGGAAUUAGACCCCUUUACUUCACCAUUGUGCCACUGCAAAUUAGGUUUAAAAAAAAAAAAUAGAGUAUCCACACCAGUAGACCGUAUGCUUCUCUACCCUACAGUGACAUAAUUAUAGCUAUUGCACUUGUCAUGGAGUUUUCAAGAAGAUGCUUGGUGUCAGACAGUUUUCAUCUAGUCCAAAAAGUGCUGGUGGCCUUUUGUGAUGGCGUUACAAUCCUCUGGGGGCUUAGAAGACUGUCGAUGCAAAGUUGUAGUAGCUUUUAAUUUCCAAAACAGUUCAGAAGUCUGGAGGGUGGCCAUAGCUGCCCCUCAGCCCCAGUUAGUCAAACCCCAGCGACCUUUGCCCCUGGUUGCCAAGGGCUUUGCAACAUGAAGCAGGGAAAUAAGGAUCUGUCUGUUUAGUGGAUACCGUGUAUCCUUUACUAGACCAGGUAACAGUUCGUGUUAGUUUAGACUCUUGUUUUGUACUGUACUUUCUUGGGUGGCAGAGGAAAGAAAAGUAAAACAUUAAAAAUAAAAAAAAAAAAAACCAACCUUGCGUUCUUUAAAUUCUGUAUUAUUAGCAACCUCUGUUGUAUAUAGUGUUUGAUAAUAAAGUAUUAAUUUGA
Messenger RNA from Tupaia belangeri chinensis (Chinese tree shrew), 3774 nucleotides. RefSeq names its product ephrin A5 (gene EFNA5). The transcript has 5 exons. Gene Ontology annotation, molecular function: ephrin receptor binding. NCBI's taxonomy places the organism in Eukaryota, Metazoa, Chordata, Mammalia, Scandentia, Tupaiidae. Bases 107 to 697 code for a protein of 196 amino acids. The record is from RefSeq and is a predicted model, not a curated record. Gene Ontology annotation, cellular component: external side of plasma membrane; plasma membrane. Gene Ontology annotation, biological process: regulation of actin cytoskeleton organization; ephrin receptor signaling pathway; regulation of cell-cell adhesion.